Messenger RNA from Pistacia vera, 1555 nucleotides. Its product is annotated as metacaspase-1-like. Bases 177 to 1319 code for a protein of 380 amino acids. Gene Ontology annotation, molecular function: cysteine-type endopeptidase activity. Lineage: Eukaryota; Viridiplantae; Streptophyta; Magnoliopsida; Sapindales; Anacardiaceae. The transcript has 5 exons. Gene Ontology annotation, biological process: proteolysis. The record is from RefSeq and is a predicted model, not a curated record.
CUUUAUGAUACAACCUUCUACCGAAAAAAAAAAAAAAACAAAAGCUACAGAGGUGUGUAAAGAAUAAGCUUAAAGCUCUUCCAUAUGUUCAUAUAUCAUGAAAGUUCAAUUUGCCUUUCCGCCAACGCCAAGUAUAUAUGCUUGUCAAUUAAAUCUGAAGAUUGCUCAACCAUUACAUGCAACAUGCUUUAAUGGAAACGAGUCGACCAAUUCAGUGCUAUUACUGCAGGCAACGAGUCUCACCACGUAAUUCAAAUGAAAGACUAGUUGUUUGCCCAGGUUGUAACCUUGAAAUAAAAGUAGAAAGAUCAAACAUUUUCGAUAAUUCAAGUACAGCAAAUGAAGCGUAUGGUCAAGUCAAAGGCUUCUGUCCAACGAAAAGUUUACAAUAUAUGAACUUCAUGAGAAAAAGAACUGAAACUAGCCCUAAAAGGACGUCUCUGAAUAGUAAGCCGUCUCCUCUUCAGAGGUCGCCCCCGACUCGACCAAAGAAGCGUGCUGUGCUUUGCGGAGUCAGCUACAAGGAAACUAAGUACAAGCUUAAAGGAACUAUCAAUGAUGUGAAGAACAUGAGGGAUCUGUUGAUCACCAAGUUCGGAUAUCAGUCCGAGGGCAUUCUUGUACUCACAGAAGAUGAAGAAGAAGAACACCAUCCAACGAAGAAGAACAUCGAGAAGGCCUUGAAAUGGCUUGUGAAGGAUUGCGAAAAAGGUGAAUCACUUGUAUUCUACUUCUCAGGCCAUGGCUUACGACAACCUGAUUUUAAUGGUGAUGAAAUUGAUGGGUUUGAUGAGACAAUUUGUCCUGUUGAUUUUAUGAAAGAAGGGAUGAUUCUUGAUAAUUAUAUCAAUACCACCAUUGUUAAGCCUCUCAUUCAAGGUGUUACGCUUCAUGCCAUUGUUGAUGCUUGUCAUAGUGGCACAAUUCUCGAUUUGGUAUAUAUUUACAAUAGAAAGACGAGAAAAUGGGAAGAAAAUAUACCUCCAUCUGGUGUUAACAAAGCCACAAAUGGUGGCUUAGCAAUUAGUCUCAGUGCUUGUGAAGAUGAUCAAGUGGCUUCCGACACUUCUGCAUUCACAAGAAAGACAAUGAAUGGUGUCUUGACUUUCAUAUUGAUAGAUAUAGUCAAGAAAUAUCCAGGAUUAACAUAUGGAGAUUUACUUGACCUGAUUCAAGAGACCAUUGAUGAAGUUAAUAGUAGUCGAUGUCUUAUUAGCUCUAACUUCUUCAAGAAAUUUUUUAACAACAGAAUAACACAGAGGGUUCAACUUUCAUCUUCGGAAAUAUUUAAUGUUUCUAAAAGAACAUUUAGACUCUGACGUACAUGCUGGAUAAAUUUUCAAGAGUACAACAUGACAUAAAUUGUUCGUUGUUGUUCAAUAAACAAGAUGUAUGGUUGGAUGUACUUCAACUCUCUGAACGUACAAAUCAUGUCUAGAAUAAAGGUUACAAAAGAAAUUGUAUCUUUAAAUUCCCAUUUAAAUCAAUAAUGAAGUUAUUGGUAAUCUUCCAAAAAAACAUGUUUGAUGCUUAUAGGGCGACUUUAUGGAUUCGG